Messenger RNA from Dichotomopilus funicola, 1233 nucleotides. Its product is annotated as aspartic peptidase domain-containing protein. NCBI's taxonomy places the organism in Eukaryota, Fungi, Ascomycota, Sordariomycetes, Sordariales, Chaetomiaceae. The record is from RefSeq and is a predicted model, not a curated record. Gene Ontology annotation, biological process: proteolysis. The coding region runs from base 1 to 1233 and encodes 410 amino acids. Gene Ontology annotation, molecular function: aspartic-type endopeptidase activity. The transcript is spliced from 2 exons.
AUGCGUUUCGGAUCCGUCUUCGUUUCGGCCGCCCUUGGCACCAGUGCCCUAGGUGCUGUGUUGCCCCCUUCCCCCCAGGCCAGCAAGGGGAGCGUCUCGCUGAAGCAGGUCCGUAACCCGAACUUCGUCCGCCACGGCCCCAUCCAGCUCGCCAAGGUUUAUCGCAAGUACGGCGUGCCCCUCCCCAAUGAUCUCAAGUCGGCCGUGGCCCGUAUCCGGCAGACGGCCAAGCGCGCGACCGGCAGCGCCAAGACGACCCCGGAGGCAAGCGAUGUUGAGUAUUUGACCCCGGUUUCUAUUGGUACCCCGGCCCAGACCCUCAACCUCGACUUCGACACCGGCUCCAGCGAUCUCUGGGUCUUUAGCUCUGAGCUCGGCAGCGGCUCCGUCCACGGCCAGACCAUCUACGACCCUAGCAAGAGCUCCACUGCUAAGAAGCUCUCGGGUGCUUCUUGGCAGAUCUCGUACGGUGAUGGCAGCUCCUCAAGCGGCGAUGUCUACACCGACAAGGUCGACGUUGGCGGCCUGACCGUCUCGGCGCAGGCUGUUGAGACCGCCAGCAAGGUCUCGUCCUCUUUCAGCUCUGACUCCAACAAUGACGGCCUGCUCGGUCUGGCUUUCAGCUCCAUCAACACCGUCCAGCCCAACCCUCAGACGACCUUCUUCGACAGCGCCAAGGAUAAUCUUGACGCCCCCGUCUUCACUGCUGAUCUCAAGGCUGGUGCUCCCGGUACCUACAACUUCGGCUACAUCGACGACAACGCCUACACUGGCGACAUUACCUACGUUCCCGUUGACAGCAGCCAAGGGUUCUGGACCUUUACUACCUCUGGCUACUCUGUUGGCUCUGGCAGCUUGAAGGGAUCCCAGUAUGACGGCAUUGCCGACACGGGUACUACCCUGUUGCUUCUGCCCUCUGCAGUGGUCAAGGCUUACUACAGUGAAGUCUCUGGUGCGCAGUACGACCAGAGCCAGGGCGGCUAUACGUUCUCGUGCGACACCAAGCUUCCCGACUUCGUCUUCGGCCUUGGUGACAGCGGCGCCUCCGUCACCGUUCCUGGAGACUACAUCAACUUCGCUCCCGUCACCGAGGGUGGGAGCGACUGCUUCGGUGGUAUCCAAGAAGAUACCGGCAUCGGUUUCGCCAUUUACGGUGACGUUGCUCUCAAGGCUGCCUUUGUCGUCUUUGAUGGUGGCAAGGAGCAACUUGGUUGGGCCGCCAAACAGCUCUAA